AUGAAGCGUUUCAGCCAGAGAGUUCUCUCGCGAGGCAAGGGCGAUAGCAAGUCGUCAAAGAAGAAUAAGGACUCCAAAGAUGGCACUGCUUCCCCCUCCGGCAGCUCGCGGGAGACGCAAUCCCCCGUUCUGACCCCCUCGUCGUCCACGUCGACCCUGAACGACAUCCGCAACAAGCCCCUCCCGCCGAACAACCUCGGUGCCCUCGCCGGUGAUCAGGGUCAAGGCGGCUCAGCUGCAGGCCAGGGUAACGCUUCCGACAGAUUCGGAGCCUCCUCAGCGCAGUCGCCCAACGGCGCUGCCACUCCCAACAGACAUGGCGGCCCCUUGCCUCCCACCGUCAUCAUCAGCCCCAGUGCACCGCAUGUCCCUCCCCCUGGCGCCGCUGAGACUAUGCCUCAUGACCUGGCCCCCCCGAAGGCAGGCCAGAAGUCUCUGAUGUUUGACCGCCUCCAGCAGACCCCAAAAGACGUCCCCGAGGGCCUUCGAACGCCCAAGAGACAGCACUCGUCGAGAUUCGACAUCUCGGCCCAUCGCGAACUGGAGAAGCUCCCUGGCUUCCACGAGGUGCCGCCGAACCGACGUCAAGAGCUCUUCAUGCAGAAGAUCGACCAAUGCAAUGUCAUCUUCGACUUUAAUGACGCUAGUGGUGACAUGAAAUCCAAGGAGAUCAAGCGUCUGGCGCUGCAUGAGCUGCUCGACUAUGUGGCGAACAACCGCCAGGUAAUCACCGAACCCAUGUAUCCACGUGUGGUCGAUAUGUUUGCCAAGAAUUUGUUUCGCCCCAUUCCUCCUCCCAUGAACCCCCAGGGAGAGGCUUUUGACCCGGAGGAGGACGAGCCUGUCCUCGAGGUUGCGUGGCCGCAUAUUCAAGUCGUUUAUGAGUUCUUCCUGCGUUUCAUCGAGAGCCAGGAUUUCAACACCAACAUUGCCAAGGCCUACAUCGAUCACGGCUUUGUGCUCUCACUCCUGGAACUCUUCGACUCUGAGGACCCUCGUGAGAGGGAUUUCCUCAAGACCACCUUGCACAGGAUCUACGGAAAAUUCCUGAACUUGCGGUCUUUUAUUCGUCGUUCCAUCAACAACGUGUUCUUCCAGUUCACCUACGAAACCGAACGCUUCAAUGGUAUUGCCGAGUUGCUCGAGAUUCUCGGCUCCAUCAUCAAUGGUUUCGCCCUGCCGCUGAAGGAGGAGCACAAGCUGUUCUUGACUCGGGUCCUCCUGCCGCUGCACAAGGUCAAGAGUCUCAGCAUGUACCAUCCGCAAUUGGCAUACUGUAUUGUACAGUUCCUCGAGAAGGACGCAUCCCUUACCGAGGAGGUUGUCCUCGGACUUCUGCGAUACUGGCCCAAGGUUAACAGCACCAAGGAAGUCAUGUUCUUGAACGAGGUCGAAGAUAUCUUUGAGGUCAUGGAUCCUGCCGAAUUUGCCAAGGUCCAAGAGCCUCUCUUCCACCAGCUGGCCAAGUCUGUAGCCAGCCCUCAUUUCCAGGUGGCCGAGCGGGCCCUAUACUUCUGGAACAAUGAGUACUUUUGCAAUCUCGUCAGCGACAACGUUGAGAUCAUACUUCCCAUCAUGUUUGCUCCCCUGUAUGAGAACUCGAAAGGACAUUGGAACCGAACAAUUCACGGCAUGGUAUAUAACGCCAUGAAGCUCUUUAUGGAGAUCAAUCCUCAGCUUUUCGACGAUUGCUCCCAUGAGUACACGGAACAACAGAACAACGCCCCGGCGCGAGAAGCUCUCCGAGAGAGAAAGUGGGCUGCUAUCAAGGACCAAGCUGCGAAGAGGAAACCCUCCAACGGCGCUGCUGAGGUCGACCAGAGUGAAGACAACCAGAAGCGCCUUGACUCCCUCAAGUUGGACGGCGACAGGAGAGAGCGUCGUCCCACCCAUGAACGACAAAGUUCGGUAGGCUCAUCCAGAAGCCGAUGA
This is a messenger RNA of Neoarthrinium moseri, 1932 nucleotides long. RefSeq lists its product as uncharacterized. Gene Ontology annotation, biological process: signal transduction. The coding region runs from base 1 to 1932 and encodes 643 amino acids. Lineage: Eukaryota; Fungi; Ascomycota; Sordariomycetes; Amphisphaeriales; Apiosporaceae. The record is from RefSeq and is a predicted model, not a curated record. Gene Ontology annotation, cellular component: protein phosphatase type 2A complex. Gene Ontology annotation, molecular function: protein phosphatase regulator activity. The transcript is spliced from 4 exons.